AUGGCCGGGCCGCCUCAGACCCUCCGCCGACAGCCCCGAGAGGCGUCUGGAUCCCGCGGAGAGGCGUGGAGCCGGCUCGCUCGCCCCUGCGGCGAGACCCCCAGGCCAUCGGGGCCCCGCCACGCCCGGGCCUACAGCCCAGGCUCCCAGGGACUCGCCGCCCCUCCCGUCCCCGCCCCCACCUCUUCCGAGGCAGCUUCCUCCCGGUGCCCCCGCCCCGGAGUCCCCGCCACCGAGCCCCGCCCCGGGCCCCUCCCUCCGCCCCCUCCCCAAUCGCCGCUAACGCGCGCCCGGCAGCGCGCCCACCUCCGCGGGGCUCCAUCCCGGCCUCCCCCGGCCCGCUCUGCAGCGCCCGCGAAGGCUCCCACCCGCAGCCUCUGUUCGCCCGGGGACCCCGGGCCUCCCAGCCCGCGAAGCAACGGCGGUGGCGGCAGCGACAGGAGAAAGCCCGGAGGAGGCGACGGCGAGGGCGGUAUUCGGCGUCGCGGCCCGCGCACGGCUCUCUGGGACCCCGAGUCCCACCGCCCAUUCCGGGCCCGGAAGCCUGCUGGCGUUGGACUACAAGUCCCGGCAGGCCGCGAGAGAGGGGCGGGGCUCACAUGCGCGCCGCGAGGCUCUCUGGGACCCCGAGUCCCACCGCCCAUUCCGGGCCCGGAAGUCUGCUGGCGUUGCACUACAAGUCCCGGCAGGCCGCGAGAGAGGGGCGGGGCUCACAUGCGCGCCGCGAGGCUCUCUGGGACCCCGAGUUCGGCUCCCGAAAGGCUUGGACUGCGUCUCCCAGCAGGGCGCGCGGCGGGGCGGGCGGGGCACGUGGUCGUUGUCGCGUCGCGUCUUCCGUGCCUCGCCCUCGCUGGCCUUCUGCGUCUGCUGGCGCCUGCAGGGCGUCGUCUCCGACGUGACGGCGGCCGCACGGCGUUUCCCUUGGGCUCUGCCCUGCGCAGCCCUGGUCCGAGCUGGCCAGUAAGGCCCCGCGCCCUCCCCGCCUCGCCCCGAGGAUCCACCGCGGCCGCCCAGGCUGUUGGCCUUGUCCUCACGGCUCGGAGAUAAGCCGGCGCUGGUCACACCGCGAAACCCCUGUUCGCACCGAGACCCCGCUCGGGAUCAUGCGCACAGGCCAGGGCGCAGCAAGCCUUGGAGAAGCUACCUGCACAGCCCAUUCCUUGCGCGAGCUUCGCAUCUUCUGCCUCAGUUUCCUUACCUGUAAAGGGGUGAUCAUAGGACAUCCUUGGUCACACCUUUGUGGGACCCACCUGGGCUAGAGCGCGGUACCCGCCCAGGACAGUGACUGCUGCUGGAAACCGUCGUGGCACUGGGGUCACCUCCCCAAGGUCAGGGAGGGACUUGCAGAGCCCAAGGCUACCUGGUGCACCCCCCUGCCCCGUGGGCCGCCAGGUCAUAGUGCCCCCUGUGUGCAUUCCCCUGGUGCACCGCAGGGAUCCCCACCUGUCCGGUGAGGAAGAUUUGUCUGUCCUCCACUCUGUGUCCACCCUUACAGGCCCUCAGUUUCCAUGAUGGCUCAGCACAGAUGACUAUCCUGACCACCUCACACCCCUCCUUCCUCAAGAGGGUUCUGGCGUUUCUCUUUGCUCCCUGGUGCGUGUUUUCUCAUGGAGGAAGUGGGCUUCCUGCAAGCAGAGCUGUGCCCAGGACCAUGCCAGCCCAUGACAGGCAUUCACACCCUAAAGGAACAAUUAUCCCUCAACUGAAAACUACUCUGUUCCUGCAUAACAAAUCUUAGACCAAGACCUGGAAAGAUUCAACCAUUUCCAAGUAACUUAAUU
Messenger RNA from Macaca mulatta (Rhesus monkey), 1781 nucleotides. NCBI's taxonomy places the organism in Eukaryota, Metazoa, Chordata, Mammalia, Primates, Cercopithecidae. The record is from RefSeq and is a predicted model, not a curated record.